Molecule: messenger RNA, 1251 nt
Organism: Fragaria vesca subsp. vesca
Lineage: Eukaryota; Viridiplantae; Streptophyta; Magnoliopsida; Rosales; Rosaceae
Exons: 3
Coding region: 1-1251 (416 amino acids)
Source: RefSeq, a predicted model, not a curated record
AUGAAUAAGAGCUGGAUAUCUUGGGAUCCAAAUAGUUCCCAGUACCAAGAAAAGGUUAAAGAUUUUAUUGAAAACUCUAAGAAGUUUGCAAGGAAUCCUGACAGGGUCAUCUGUCCUUGCUUAAUCUGCCGAAACCAUAGUCCACGAAAUGAUGAAACGAUAUUGUUUCAUUUGACCAAAUAUGGGUUUGAUCCGACAUAUAAGGUCUGGGUCGCUCAUGGUGAGCCAAAUUUAUUAGGAAGAUGUGCAAAAGUUGAUGAGUUUGCAAAAUCAACUGAUAUUUAUGAGGAUACUGAAAUGCUUGAAGUGCAUCAGAUGUAUGAAGAUGUUUGUUUUCGGUUACCAGUUGAAGGUGAAUCCCCUAGUUUAAUGAAUGUAGAUGAUAGGUAUCAGAAAAAGAUUUCAGACGCUAAAGUUCCUCUACACCCUGGUUGUACAAAGUACUCAAAACUUUCAGCCACCUUAAUUAUGUAUACGUUGAAAGCUGAAUCUGGUCUAUCUAAUUCUGGCUUUGAUAAGUUAAUGAGUGUGUGUGAAGAUAUGCUACCAGAGGCAAAUACUUUCCCCGAGUCACUGUCCACAGUCAAGAAAACACUUAAAGAUUUUGAUUUAGGGUAUGAGAAGAUAGAUGCAUGUGUCAAUGAUUGCCCUAAACAACUUGGAAAUGACAUUGAUGUAUACUUGCAGCCCCUUAUAGAUGACUUAAAACUGCUGUGGGAUGGUGUUGAUAUAUAUGAUGCCUAUUCUAAAGUCAUGUUUAACCUCAGAGGUAUCCUAAUGUGGACUAUUAAUGAUUUCCCGGCUUAUGGGAAUUUAUCUGGGUUAACCAAUAAAGGAGAAUUUGCUUGUCCUGAAUUGCUUGUGCGACAUAAUUUGGAUGUCAUGCACAUUGAAAAAAAAGUGUGUGAGAGUGUUUUAGAUACAAUCUUAGAUGUGAAGGAAAAAUCAAAAAUUGGGGCAGCUUCACGUAGAGAUCUAGAGUUACAAGAAUUAAUGGAAGAUGUUCCAGAAGUAGCAAGAGAAGAUAAGCUGGAUUCUUCUGGACCUUACACCUUUACAAAGUCUGAGAUGGCAAAAUUUGUUUGGAGGUUGUGGAUGCAAAGGUUUCCUGAUGGAUAUUGCUCCAAUAUUGGAAACUGCAUCAAGAUUAAAGAGAGCAAAAUUCUAGGGUUGAAGUCCCAUGAUCAUCAUGUCUUGAUGCAGCAACUUUUAUCUGUUGCUGUUAAGGGGCUUUUACCUGAAGGUGUUUGA